Molecule: messenger RNA, 3616 nt
Organism: Aethina tumida (small hive beetle)
Lineage: Eukaryota; Metazoa; Arthropoda; Insecta; Coleoptera; Nitidulidae
Gene: iav
Biological process (GO): calcium ion import across plasma membrane
Cellular component (GO): membrane
Molecular function (GO): calcium channel activity; protein binding
Source: RefSeq, a predicted model, not a curated record
UGUACCAAAGCAUUCACCACCUUGACACAAUUCCAUACACAUGUUAAUCAAUAUCAAAAUUCAGUGCAAAAAUGGGCGCCUCGGUAUGUAAGCCGUGCACCAAAAACAAGAAAAAAACACUUUCUGGCGGUUCGAUUUUGGACAGGGUGAUUAGCCAGGCCUCCAAUCAGGAUCAAUGUCUUUUAUACAAGUUGGCUAAUUACAAAAAAGGUGGUGAACUGAUAGACGCUUACACAUCCGGCGGACAACCGGAGGUGGAACGUCUGAUUCGCGAACAAUUUGGUCAACUGAUGUAUCAAGAUGGCAAAGGUCAAACGAUCAACCGUUCGGAAUAUCUCCGUUGGAAGUUUCGGGAUCAUGAUCAAGUGAUCCUUCCGAUAGAGGCGUCCUUAAGUCGAUAUGAUCCUCUGGGUAAAUGGCAAGACCACGAGGCCUGCUGGCAGAUGCAGUACAGGGGAUCUUUGGGUGAAACAUUGGUGCACGUUUUAAUCAUCUGCGACACCAAAAUCCACACGAGAUUAGCCAGAACGCUUAUCAAGUGUUUUCCUAAAUUGGCCGUUGAUGUUGUCGAAGGAGAGGAGUAUUUAGGAGCAAGUGCUCUACAUUUAGCCAUUGCCUACAAUAAUAACGAAUUAGUUCAGGAUUUAGUUGAGGCUGGUGCUAACGUCAAUCAAAGAGCAAUUGGUAGCUUCUUCUUACCCCGCGACCAACAACGUCCUAAACCAGCAAAACACACCGAUUAUGAAGGUCUAGCAUACCUGGGUGAAUAUCCGUUGGCUUGGGCGGCUUGUUGUGCCAACGAGAGCGUAUAUAACUUGCUGUUGGACAGUGAUGCCCAUCCGGAUCUACAGGAUACUUUCGGAAACAUGAUUUUACACAUGGUUGUGGUCUGUGAUAAGCUGGACAUGUUCGGAUAUGCACUGAGACAUCCAAAAUUACCUGCAAGUAACGGUAUCGUUAACAAAGCUGGAUUGACGCCCUUAACUUUGGCAUGUAAACUUGGGAGGGCCGAAGUGUUUAGAGAGAUGCUGGAAUUGUCAGCAAAAGAGUUCUGGAGGUACAGCAACAUAACUUGUUCUGCUUACACUUUAAAUGCCUUGGAUACUUUGUUACCAGAUGGGAAAACAAAUUGGAAUUCAGCUCUUUUUAUCAUUUUGAAUGGAACGAAGGAGGAACAUUUAGAUAUGUUGGACGGUGGGAUCAUUCAAAGAUUGUUAGAAGAGAAAUGGAAGACUUUUGCUAGAAAUCAGUUUUUGAAGCGCCUUUUGAUAUUGAUUGUUCAUUUGAUAUUCUUAUCGUUAGCAGUUUAUUUAAGACCCGACGACCCCGAUGAACCUCUAUUACAUUGGACUGACAAUAUAACUGUCCUCGCAAGAUAUGCUUGUGAAAUUGGAACACUUCUCGGGGUUCUUAGUUAUGUGGUCUUCCAACAAGGUGAUGAAAUCAGAAACCAAGGUCUUUGGACGUUUUUGAAACAACAGUCUAAUUCGCCACCUAAAACAAUAUUCUUGAUCUCGAACCUGUUGAUCCUGGCCUGCAUUCCCUGUAGGUUGCACGGCGAUAGGAAAACUGAAGAGGCUAUUUUGUUGUUUGCCGUACCCGGUUCUUGGUUUUUAUUGAUGUUUUUUGCUGGGUAAACACCUUAAGAUUUAAUUGAUUUUACGACAAGUACAAUUUGUGAAUUUAGAGCUGUAAGAUUAACCGGACCGUUCGUAACGAUGAUCUACAGCAUGAUAACAGGCGACAUGCUGACGUUCGGCAUCAUCUACACCAUAGUUCUCUUCGGUUUCUCUCAGACCUUCUAUUUCCUUUACAAAGGAUUCCCGGGAGUGCAAUCCACUCUCUAUCACAGUUAUCCCUCCACUUGGAUGGCCCUUUUUCAAAUCACAUUGGGUAACUAUGACUACCAGGAAUUGUCGUUGACUUCUUAUCCGGGCGUUGCGAAAACGGUUUUUGCCAUUUUUAUGGUUUUCGUACCCAUUUUGCUUUUGAACAUGCUGAUAGCGAUGAUGGGCAACACUUAUGCUCACGUCAUAGAACAAAGCGAAAAGGAAUGGAUGAAACAGUGGGCGAAAAUCGUCAUAACUCUAGAACGGGCGAUCCCGCAAUCCGACGCACACCAUUAUUUACAAGAGUAUAGCAUUUCUUUGGGACCGAGCGAAGAUCCGAGCACCGAACAACGAGGCGUGAUGGUUAUCAAAUCUAAGAGCAAAACCAGGGCGAAACAACGCAAGGGGGCGGUCACUAAUUGGAAGAGAGUGGGAAAAGUGACCAUAAAGGCGUUAAAAAAGAAAGGUUUAACUGGCGAAGAGAUGCGAUGUUUGAUGUGGGGCCGCGAGUCAAUCAACACCCCGAUCAAAACAAAAGAUAUAAAAAAAGAUCCACUGACUAAUCCACAAGGUCCCGAUUUAACAGGAGGAUUCGGCAAUGCGAUUUCCUCGGCUUUAGAUGUGAUGGCUUUCACACAUGAUAUGAACAUAAAUGGAGCCGCACAAGGUUUAAAUUUAGCCAGUAACAUCCAAAAAAUUGACAAACCACAGCAACAGAUGCAGCAGGUACCGUUGUUGGACAAUGUAGCUCUUAACAAUCAGUUAAACAAAAUGUUGACUGGUCAAAUUGUACCAGAACCGUCAACAGGUUUAUCAAUGUUCGGAACACUUUCCCAACUCACCGAAUCUCAAGGAUUCGCACAACAGACACAACACCACCAACAACAACAGCAACAACAACUACAACAUCAACAGACAAUUAAGACAAUUCCAGUUUCUAUUUCAACAAAUGAUCCACUUCGUGAUUUAGUGUUGCUCUCGUUGUGUAAAAAUAGUGAGAAAGAAACGCUGGACUUUUUAGCGAAGGCGUCGGCCGAUCUGAGGGAUGUGGAGGAGGUCGCGCCUCAAAAGCAACCGACCAAGGGUGCCAAAAGUUUAGCGGGUAUUUUCGCGGGCACCGAGAUGUUCAAGCGUGUUGAAGAGACUGUCAAGAGGAAAUACGCCGCUCUAGAACCCAGCGAUAGCGAGGGAUUAGGAGAAAUAUUAUUGGGAAAGGUGUCGAGAACGAGACGUGCCAAAUCAGCUCAUUUGAGGAACUCAUCGGCAAAAUCACGCGUUUCGGAUAAAAGAAAAUUGGUUGAUUCCGAUUCGAAUUCGAGUUCGACUGACACACCGGAUUCCGGUAAACGUCCGGAAGAAACUCAUCUGGAAUAUGCGGAGGAAAGAAUGAAAAACGUCAAGGAGAGCCUGAAAGCUGAAAACGCCACUCAAAUCAGACCGAAGAACAUUGAUGCUGCUCUAGAGGAGGAUCAGUUGUCUGCGUCAAUAUGCGAAACAAUAAGAUUUCAGGGUUCAGGAGAUGGGCAAGAUGUUCAAUCCGCAAACUAUUCGAAAACGAAACGAAAGAAACGGUCCAAAAGCUCUAAAAAUAACAGGGUUGCGCCAGUUCCAGAGAAAAGGUCGUGCAAAUCUGCUUCUGAGAAAGUAGAUUCUGAAGAUUGUGAUUCGCCUGAUCCUUUAGAGCCAUGGAGCAUAAAAGGAAUCGCCAAUAUGAAUAAAAUACUUGCGUGGGAAAAUGAACAAGAUAGUAUGUAAUUAGUUAAAUGUAUUUAAUGUUUUAUAGGAAA